ACAGCUCCUGAGCACGGCCUGCCAGUGAGGUGGCUCUCUGCACUCCACACACAGUCACACUCCGCGCACUCACACACUUGGAAGCGCCUCCCCACGUCCCUCCCCUGCCCUCCUCUUGCUCUGCUCUUCUCUUCCUCACCACAAAUAGUCGCCGAUCGACUGCCAAUCCGCCUCUCUCUCUCAACAACAUGACUGACUGGGAAGAGGUGGCUCAGGCAGAGCAGCUCUGCUGGCGCAGGCAGGAGGAGCAGGAGGAUUAUUAAAUAACGCAGCUCGACUCUGUGCAACUGGGAGUGGAGAGAAGGAGCCCAACAGUCGAGAAGGGGAGGGAGGACAGAGGAGGGGGACCAGGAAGGACAGCCCGUGCCCCGAAGACAUAAAUCCCUGAGUGCCCGGGAGGAGCCUUAACAAGCGGCGCGGAGCCCUCAAGGUUGCUAAGUUGGCUAUCCCCGUGCAAGCCUUGGAGUCCCAAUGGGGGACUCAGGAUCAAGAAGAUCUACCUUGGUCUCACGGUUGCCAAUAUUUAGAAAAAGUAUUAGCAGAAGACAUGACUCUCUUCCUUCUUCACCCUCUUCCAGCAAUACGGUUGGUGUCCACAGUUCUUCUCCUUCCAGCACUAACUCAAGCUCAGGUAGUACAGGAAAACGCAGGAGCAUAUUCCGAGCUCCUUCCAUCAGCUUCCACCAUAAGAAAGGGAGUGAACCUAAGCAAGAACCCACUAACCAGAACCUUAGUAUUUCAAAUGGUGCUCAACCUGGUCACAGCAAUAUGCAGAAACUGAGUUUGGAAGAACAUAUUAAAACCAGGGGAAGACAUUCUGUGGGUUUUAGUAGUUCACGACAUAAGAAGAUAACAAGAUCCUUGACAGAGAAUUUUGAAAGGGAAAAGGAGCACUCAACUAAUAAGAAUGUCUUUAUAAAUUGUCUAAGUUCUGGGAAAAGUGAGGGAGAUGAUUCUGGAUUCACAGAAGAACAAACUCGCCGUUCUGUUAAGCAGUCAACAAGGAAGUUACUCCCUAAAUCUUUUUCAUCUCACUAUAAAUUUUCUAAGCCAGUUCCACAGAGCCAAUCCAUUUCGUUGGUACAACAGUCUGAAUUUUCACUUGAAAUUACACAGUACCAAGAGAGAGAACCUGUGUUAGUAAGAGCUUCUCCAUCUUGUUCUGUGGAUGUAAAUGAACGGGCAGGAAGCUCUUUGCAAUCUCCUUUGCUUUCUGCUGAUCUUACCACAGCCCAGACACCUUCAGAAUUUUUAGCCUUGACUGAAGAUUCUGUAUCUGAAGCAGAUGCAUUUCCUAAUAGUGGAAGCUUAGCAUCCCACUGUGACAAUGGUGGCCCCAAUGACCCUACCUCUCAGAGCUCUCCCAAACCUGCUGCUAUUACAAAGACAACAAUAGAACUUAUGGGAGCUGUGCCUGGUGCAGUUAUGUCUCCUGGGAAAUACAGGUUAGAAGGUCGAUGUAGCACUGAAUCUAAUUCCUUAUCAGAAACCUCUGCUGCUAAUCAAAAGGAAAUGUCAUUGCAAAUCACUGAGCUACCGGUUAAGAAUGUGAACAACUCAGAGACUCACCUAUCAGCAGAUACUCAAAGAGAAGAAAAUAUGCCAUUACAAAAUGGUGAAUCAAUGCCAAGGACAGGCUCUCCAAGGAAACUUGGAUUCUAUGAGCAACAUAAAGCAAUAGCUGAACGUGUUAAAGGGACUCAUCCUGUUUCAGAUUCAAGGAUAAUACCUUCUUCUGGUGAUCAUCACAUUUUAAACAAAACAUCCUAUGGUUAUGAAGCAAGUACAGCCAGAGUUCUUGCCAGUAGCCUCAGUCCAUAUCGGGAAGGAAGGUUUAUAGAGAGGCGACUCCGGUCCUCAUCAGAAGGAACUGCAGGGAGUAGCAGAAUGAUUUUGAAACCAAAAGAUGGAAAUGUAGAAGAAGUAAAUAGUUUAAGAAAGCAAAGAACGAGUUCCUCAUCCUCAAAAAUGAACAGUAUGGAUGUUUUAAAUAACCUGGGAUCCUGUGAAUUAGAUGAAGAUGAUCUAAUGCUCGAUUUAGAAUUUUUAGAAGAACAGAAUCUUCAUCCUUCAGUUUGCAGGGAGGAUUCAUACCACUCUGUAGUCUCCUGUGCUGCUGUAGUUCUCACUCCAAUGGAACCAGCAAUAGAAAUGAAGAAAAGAGAAGAACCAAAAUUUCCUGAGACUUCCAGACAGAAUCUUUCCCUGAAAUUAACAAAAGAAGAUCAGGAAUCCAGGUGUUCCCAUAUAAGCCGAAUGCCCAGCAGUCCAUCAACAGAUUGGCCCCUACAAGGUGUGGAAGAAAAUGGGGGCAUAGAUUCUCUGCCUUUCAGACUGAUGUUACAGGACUGCACAGCAGUAAAGACGUUAUUAUUAAAGAUGAAGAGAGUUCUUCAAGAGAGUGCAGACAUGAGCCCAGCAAGCAGCACCACUUCGCUUCCUGUUAGUCCUCUCACUGAAGAGCCAGUGCCUUUCAAGGAUAUAAUGAAAGAUGAAUGCUCUAUGCUCAAGUUACAGCUGAAGGAGAGGGAUGAACUUAUUUCCCAACUUCAGGAAGAGCUGGAAAAAGUUCAGCAUUUACAGAAGGCUUUUGCUUCAAGAGUAGAUAAAUCUACACAGACUGAACUUCUAAGCUGUGAUGGUUUAAGCCUGAAAAGACUGGAAACAGCACAAGGAGGGAGAGAGGCUACAUAUCGAAAUCGAAUUGUGAGCCAAAGUCUCAGCACAAGGGACAGAAAAGCAAUCCAUACUCCCACCGAGGACCGUUUUAGAUACGCAGCAGCCGACCAGACAAGCCCUUACAAAAACAAGGCCUGUCAACUGUCAAGUUUAUGUUUCAGUAAUUUCUUGAAAGACAAGGAACUAGCAGAAGUUAUCAAACACUCCAGAGGAACUUAUGAAACUCUCACUUCAGAGGUUACACAGAAUUUACGAACCACUGUAGGGCAGAACUCCCUGAAGCCAACAGCUAAGACAGAGGGACUCUCCACGUUGUUAGAGAAACCAAAGGACCAGGCUGCUGUGGGCCGCCAGCAUUCAACCUUUACAGGCAGGUUUGGACAGCCACCAAGAGGGCCAAUCUCUUUACACAUGUACAGCAGGAAGAAUGUUUUUCUGCACCACAAUUUACACACCACUGAGCUUCAGACUCUGGGCCAGCAGGAUGGGUAA
Molecule: messenger RNA, 3171 nt
Organism: Marmota flaviventris (yellow-bellied marmot)
Lineage: Eukaryota; Metazoa; Chordata; Mammalia; Rodentia; Sciuridae
Source: RefSeq, a predicted model, not a curated record